Molecule: messenger RNA, 1852 nt
Organism: Balaenoptera ricei (Rice's whale)
Lineage: Eukaryota; Metazoa; Chordata; Mammalia; Artiodactyla; Balaenopteridae
Gene: RAD9B
Product: RAD9 checkpoint clamp component B
Exons: 11
Coding region: 101-1342 (413 amino acids)
Biological process (GO): mitotic intra-S DNA damage checkpoint signaling; DNA replication checkpoint signaling; cellular response to ionizing radiation
Cellular component (GO): checkpoint clamp complex
Source: RefSeq, a predicted model, not a curated record
CCAAGAUCGCGAAGUUUCCGAAAGCGCGGGCAACAUCCGGGCACCUGGGGCCCUCGAGCUGAGGCGCGCCGAGUGGCUGACUUUUUUAGGGAUCGCAGCCAUGUUGAAGUGCGGGAUGAGCGGCAGUCAGGUGAAAGUAUUUGGGAAAGCGAUCCAAGCACUCUCACGAGUUAGUGAUGAGCUGUGGCUAGACCCUUCUGAAAAAGGUCUUGCUUUAAGAUCUGUGAAUUCUUGUCGGUCAGCAUAUGGAUGUGUCCUCUUCUCGCCUGUGUUUUUUCAACAUUAUCAAUGGUCAACCUCGGUGAAAACGAAUGAUAGUGACACAAUAUCGAAUUUAAAUUGCAAAUUGGGAAUGAAGUCAAUUCUGCCUAUCUUUAGAUGUCUGAAUUCCCUCGAAAGAAAUGUGGAGAAAUGCAAAAUAUUUACCAGAUCUGAUAAGUGCAAAGUAGUUAUUCAAUUCUUCUGCAGACAUGGUAUUAAAAGGAUUCAUAAUGUGUGUUUUCAAGAAAGUCAGCCUUUGCAAGUUAUUUUUGAAAAGAAUAUGUGUUCUAACACGCUAGUGAUUCAGCCAAGAGUGCUUGCUGAGGCAAUUGUUCUUUUUACAUCGAGUCAAGAGGAAGUUACUCUUGCUGUUACUCCACUGAACGUUUGCAUUAAGAGUUCUAAUGAGGAAUCAAUGGAUUUGACCAAUUCUGUAUACAGUGAGAUGUUUGUUGGGCCAGAUGAGUUUGACUUCUUCCAAAUUGGAGUCGACACUGAAAUAACAUUUUGCUUCAAAGAACUGAAGGGAAUGCUGACAUUUUCAGAAGCUACACAUGCUCCUAUAGCCAUUCAUUUUGAUUUUCCUGGGAAACCCAUGGCUUUAAGUAUUGACGAUAUGUUAUUGGAAGCCAACUUUAUUUUGGCUACAUUAGCUGAUGAGCCAAGUAGAGAGUCUUCUCCACAAUCACUGUAUCUUUCACAAAAACGAAAAAGGUCAGAGCUGAUAGAUUCAAAUUCAGAGGCUGGUAAAAAUGUAACCAGCAAGGAUGCAGAGUAUAUCUCGAGAAAAGCAGUACCCAAAAGGCUUUAUUCUGAGACUUGCACGAACAUCUCUUCAUUGGAAAACUGUGGCAGCCCUUUAACGGAAAGAGCAAACGGAGACAUUAGUGAAGUACCAGAAAGCAGUGUCAGUGACACGGAGGAAGUGCCAGGAUCUUCAUACCUCAGGAAGUUUUCUUGCAUGUUCUUUGGAGCAGUUUCUUCUGACCAACGAGAACACUUCAACCACCCUUUCCACAGUCUGGCAACAGCAAGUGACAGUGAAGAGGACGUGAAUAAUGGCAGUUUUUCCACAUUCUAACACUUAAUGAUGGCUGACCUGGCCCCCGACCCAUUUACUGGCUCACUUGCACCUCAAACACAUUUUCACAUCUAAGCCUACGAAGAUAUUGUCUUGGACUUCCUUGAAAUGGAUAAUGGGCUGCUGGUUUUCUAAACAUCUUCUUAUACAACAACCAUAUCUAGAAAUAGCUGCUUGUCAAGUAAAUGUAAUUUGCUUUAAAUCCAUUAUGCUUCUUGGGAGGGAGAAGAGUUUUCUGUGCAGGGAAAAAGCUCAUUAGAAUUCUUCAAUUCAGGGACUUCCCUGGUGGUGCAGUGGUUGAGAGUCCGCCUGCCAAUGCAGGGGACACGGGUUCAAGCCCUGGUCUGGGAAGAUCCCACAUGCUGCGGAGCAACUAAGCCCGUGCGCCUCAACUACUGAGCCUGCACUCUAGAGCCCGUGAGCCACAACUACUGAAGCCCGCGUGCCUAGAGCCCGUGCUCUGCAACAAGAGAAGCCACUGCAAUGAGAAGCCCGUGCACCGCAAUGAAG